Hylaeus anthracinus is the source of this 2601-nucleotide messenger RNA. RefSeq lists its product as uncharacterized. The transcript has 4 exons. The record is from RefSeq and is a predicted model, not a curated record. The coding region runs from base 1699 to 2463 and encodes 254 amino acids. NCBI's taxonomy places the organism in Eukaryota, Metazoa, Arthropoda, Insecta, Hymenoptera, Colletidae.
CUGUUAUAAAAUCGCGUUAAUUUAGUCUUGUACACAUAGUAUUGAAGGAUUGCAUGUGUGGAUGCGAUAUUUAAAAGUUACAUUGAUAACAUUUUAACAGUAUAUAACAAAAGAGUUCGAUAACUUUUUAUGUGAAUUUUGUAUGCUUUUGAAUAACAUCGUGAAAUGAUGUUCUUGUUAUUUAAUUUGAAUUACGCAAUUGAAUAUAUUAUUCAUAAAAUAAUUUAACAUUUAUAUUGUACAAUAAUACGAAAAUUUUUAAGAAUUAUUUUAUACUAAUCUUACGUUAUUUGUGCUGAAUAAGUAUAAAUAUUACUGUUAAAUUAAAAUUGCAAAAGACACUUUACCUUGUAUACCUUUAAUUGUUCAUAAAAGUUCUCAAUAUGGAAUUGUAAUAUUAUAAAUUAUAUAAAUAAUUCAAAAUUUUUUACUUAUGAUACUGAAAUUAAACAAAAGGAUAUUUUCAAAGUUUUAUGUUGGGGAACAUCUUCCGUUCUUCUAAAAAAUCCGUCCUUUGUUUUGAUGAAGAAAGAUACUCCUCCCUCUUCGAAUUAGAGCAAAACCAGUUCAAUUAAACUGCAAAUCUUUAUUAACAAUUAAUAUCAAGAAAGAUGCUUUUCAUCGUAGCUUACCAAAAAGAAACAGGUUCAUAGUAAUUAUAAUAAUUGAACGGUAAGCGAACAAUCUUUCUUCAUACAUGAUGAAUAUGCAUACUUGUGAAUGUAUGCGAAUUUAAUUUUUUUUUUUUUUUUAUAUAUAUUAUAUAUAUAUAUAUGUAUGAAAAUUCCAGAGUGAUUGGGUAAUUUGUGCAUAAUCAAACGAAGUGUUUAACAAUAAUGAUGAGUAAUAAUACCGAGUUAUUGAAAUACUAGUUUUAAAAAAAAAUUGUAAAUUGCAUAGAUAAGUGUAGAAUUUUAAUAUUAUGAACUUUUCAUAGAGUAUUAAAAAUUACAAAGCCAUAGAUACAUUGUUAAGCCAAGUAUAAGGAAGUCGGCUGUUUUGCCUGCACGUUAUAUAUGAUACCUCGUUAUAUCAAUCUACAAAUGAAAUACUAGCCAAAAGAAAACAACAAACAUACGUUAAGAUCUGGCGAUUAUUACGGAUCUAGUUAAUUAUCAGUUUUCUCAUUUCAGAAGGUACAUGAGUUUGAUAUACUCUUGACCUAUAUCUUAAAUAUUAGUCGCAAUUUUAUAAUCAUACAGGCUUGAUAUUGCGGUAAAUAUAAUAUAAUUAUCAUGGUGUAACCUUAUAGUAAGCACGAUGUUACUGCAUCCGCUGAGGUAGGAUAACGGUCUUUGUAUCGUGCAAAUUCAUGUAUCAUUUGAAAGAAUGAGAAUCGGUGUUUUGUAAAUUCACUACGUUUGACAUUGUAGUCGUACGUGAUACCAAUUAUACAGCGAUAAACGCCAGAUUUAAUUUAUGUACUACCUAUCUCAAAUAAAAAGAAAAUGUCGUUUCUACGAUAUUUGAUAUAUCAAUGUCGAAACGCAUUAGAGUACAUGAUGAAUACAUAGAAACCAAAUUCAUUUACAACAUAAAAGAAAAUAAGACUAUCGCGUUUUCCAGCGGAAGCAAUGUAAAGUUUGUACGCGCAUCUAAUGUAUUUUAGCAUUUGUUUAAUGUUAUAACUCGUUAAUAGCGAUCUUUAUCAUUUUUAACAGUAAUUCUGUACAGUUAAAAAUUUGUCCGUCAUUCACGAUGGAAUUUGUAAUUGGAAAGGAAGAAACUACUCAAAAAGAGUUCAUAAAAACGCUCGAAAGAAAUGUAACGAUCUUAAAAAUAGAAAAUCAUUAUAAUUUAAGAAUAAAUCACGAAUUGGAAACUAAACUCACGUGUUUCGAUAAUAUUUCACGUGGCCUCGCGGAUAAACUUGACUCUCUAUGGAGUUUAGCUGAAGCGCAUCAUCCACAGGGAAAUGAAAUAAAACAGUUUGCUGACCAAAUUUCAAGUUCAUGGACUUCCAUAAAUCGGCAGAUUUCCGAAAAAUAUUCUAAAAUUCGAAUGGCCAGUCGAACAUUACACGGAAUUCCGUUAUCAUUGUUACUAGAUAAAAUUAAGAAGGAAGUCGUUUUAUUAAAGGCAUCACUACAAGUUCACGAACCUGUUUAUAUAUUAAAGACAUUCAAAUUAAUUACUGAAAUUGAAGAACUUAUAAAUAGCUUAGAAAAGUGUGAUAGUAAGUUACAGCAGUAUCUAUCUGUAUCGAACAUUACUCCACACAUUAUAAAAUUAGAAUCUAUAGUGGACAGGUAUGUUUCUAACGUUGAAUUACUACCUACAAAAAAAUCUUUCUUAUACGAUUUGAGUAUCUUUUCAUUAGUCUCAAAACUUUUGACUGGUGAAUUGCUAGGGCAUGAAUUUAUUGAUCCUAAUCAUAUCUUGACAGAAAAUAUGCCGAAAAAACCAGUUUUCAUUAUCAAGAAUGUUAAACGUAAAGCUACUUACCCUUAUUACCCAACAUAAAAACUACAUAGAAUAUACACUUUUGCAUAUUAAUUUCAACAGAUUGUUUAUUAUUUGAAAGUUUCCCAAAUAAAACAUUAAAUUGAGGACAAUGUACACAAUUAUUAAUAAUGAAUAAUAAUACCUUUAUUUACUUAA